AUGGAUCCACAGAGCCAAACCACUUCUCUACAACGACUCCAAAAUGUUGAAAAGAUAAUAGUAAGGGUGUUGGAACUAGCCGGAGGAGUGAUGGAUGAAAUGGCGAGCCCGAGCGGUCCCAGAAAGGAACUAGUUAACAAUCACUGUAGUGAGUUCAUGAAAUUUAUCAAGGACAUUCAGGUGACCCUGCGAGAGGAAAUCAAAAGUGCUUGCGAGUAUCGUCCAUUUGAGAAGUGUGACUAUGUUCCAAGAAUAUCUAACGAGAUUUGUUAUAAGAAACUGGAAUAUGUUAUUGCUCAAUUAGAUGAGAUGAAGCAAACAAUUGAGGGAUAUCGCAAUGCAGCUUGA
This is a messenger RNA of Fraxinus pennsylvanica, 348 nucleotides long. The record is from the annotation of a GenBank genome assembly. NCBI's taxonomy places the organism in Eukaryota, Viridiplantae, Streptophyta, Magnoliopsida, Lamiales, Oleaceae.